This is a messenger RNA of Drosophila serrata, 542 nucleotides long. RefSeq names its product lysozyme 1. NCBI's taxonomy places the organism in Eukaryota, Metazoa, Arthropoda, Insecta, Diptera, Drosophilidae. Gene Ontology annotation, molecular function: lysozyme activity. The record is from RefSeq and is a predicted model, not a curated record.
UGGAAUGGUGGUGGUACGAUGGAAAGUGAGGGUACUACUACUGCCGAUGCUAUGGUUCCUCUUCCCGGGGAUUCCCCUGCUGGCCAUUCGUCUUACGCCCUGCCAACUCGCCGGCCAGUUGUACAUACUUGAUGUACCCAAAACGGAACUUCCUCUGUGGCUAUGCAUUGCCCAGUUCGAGAGUCGUUUCAAUACGCAUGUUGUGGGCCAACGCAAUGACGACGGUUCCCGGGACUAUGGACUCUUCCAGAUCAGCGAUCGUUACUGGUGUGCGCCACCAAAUCAGACGGAAUACCACACCUUUAACGAGUGCAAUGUGAACUGUACGCGCCUGCUGGGCGAGGAUAUCACAAUGGCUGUCCAAUGUGCCCGGCGAAUCCAGAAGCAGCAGGGCUGGACGGCCUGGUCCGUGUACCCAGAGUUCUGCAACGGAACUCUGGAGGACAUUGACGAGUGCUUUCAGCCGGGCAAUACCACCACUAUCGAAUGUUCGGACGAGGUCAGAGGUUGUUAGUGAUAGUCUCAGACCGUUCUUAUGUCAU